AAUCUCAAGCUAAAAACCGAGCAUACAAAGGAAAACCAAUUUCCCCCAAAACCCUAUCCUCUCUUAUUUAUUUCUCUUACUUUAAAGGUAAAAAAAAGAAAGAAAUUUCUAUUUUUUUUAUCCUUCGAUUUCAGCUUGCAGGUGCUGCUGCAAUCAGCAGAGUUUCAAGUUGAACUGUGUCAACGUUCGAAGUUUCUUUUAUGUCCAUACAGGCCAUUCCCUAUUUGGGAUCAAUUGGGUUGCUUGGAGAGUAUUGUCCUUCAGUUAGAAAAAAGAUCAGACCUUUGUCAGACAAAUUUGGCUGUAUGCAUCUUGGACCAUUCCAAGAGCACCCAGAUUUUCAUGGUUGCAGCUGGUUGCAACCUUUCUUGAUUGCAGAAGAUCAGUCUGCUCUCAUACCUUACAAAAGUUUUGAAGACUUUACUGCUGCGAACACUUUGAGUUCUAGUAUUUGCUGCCUGUGACAUUAAGAUAUUUUGUUUUGAAUUGCUUUUCAAGAUGGCUUUGCAAAACAUAGGUGCUGGAAAUAGCGAUGAUGCCUUCUACAGGUAUAAGAUGCCCAAAAUGAUCACCAAGAUUGAGGGCCGAGGAAAUGGCAUCAAAACAAAUGUAGUCAACAUGGUUGACAUUGCAAAGGCAUUGGCAAGGCCAGCCUCUUACACAACCAAGUAUUUUGGUUGCGAGCUUGGUGCUCAGUCUAAAUUUGAUGAAAAAACUGGGACUUCUCUUGUUAAUGGAUCCCAUGAUACUGCUAAGCUUGCUGGCCUUCUUGAGAACUUCAUCAAGAAAUAUGUGCAGUGUUAUGGCUGUGGAAACCCUGAGACUGAGAUAUUGAUAACUAAGAUUCAGAUGAUCCAAUUGAAAUGUGCUGCAUGCGGUUUUGUUUCAGAUGUCGAUAUGAGAGAUAAGUUGACAACUUUCAUCUUGAAAAACCCACCUGAACAAAAGAAGGGAUCAAAAGACAAGAAGGCGUUGAGGAGGGCUGAAAAGGAGCGACUUAAGGAAGGUGAGGCUGCAGAUGAGGAGCAGAAAAAAUUGAAGAAAGAGGGAAAGAAGAAAGUGUCCUCUUCUAAGGAAGGUACCACUAAAGCUGGUUCCACAAAGAAGAAAGCUGGUGGCUCUGAUGACGAUCACAUUUCACCUUCUCACAGUCAAGUUGAUGAAAAGGAAGAGGUUGAUGUGGAGGAGGAUGACGAUGAUGUCCAGUGGCAAACUGAUACAUCACUUGAGGCAGCUCGGCAGCGUAUCCAAGAGCAACUCAGUGCUGCGACGGCUGAUAUGGUCAUGUUGUCUACAAAUGAAUCAGAGAAAAAGGCAAAGGUGACUACUAAGAAUUUAAAUGGCACCUCUUCACCACGGAAAGACAACCACAAGGCUGAGAAUGGCAACUCAAACCUUCAUGAGACCCUUGUUGAGGAGUUGAAAGCAAAUUUGAAGAAAGGCGUUUCUGCGAAUCAAUUGAAGUCCCUUUUGGGAUCUCUUUCUGGUUCUGGUCAGGAAAAGAUUAAUGCUUUGUUGGAGGCACUCUUUGAUGGAAUUGAGAAAGGUUUGGCGAAGGAGGUGGUUAAGAGGAAAAACUACCUUGCUGCUGCUGUUGCUCAAGAUGAGGGAUCACAGCUUCUUCUACUUAAAGCGGUAGAGUCCUUUUGUGGAAAGGUCGGCUCAAGUGCGUUGAAGGAAGUUGCUUUAGUUUUGAAAGCACUGUAUGAUGCUGAUGUGUUGGAGGAGGAGUACAUGCUACAAUGGUAUCAAGAAGGUCUAAAGGGGGAGAACAAAGACUCUCAGAUAUGGAAGAAUGCGAAGCCUUUUAUUGAUUGGCUCCAGAGUGCAGAGUCAGAAUCUGAGGAGGAAUGACAUGGUACCUCUUUCAGUGAGGGUGGUUGCCACCAAUGGUUGUGUUUUUGCAUUUUUUAAGGUGUUUUGUGUUAUUAAUAAAGAGUUGCCAGUGAGUCUGCCUUGAAGUUUGCUUUUGUUGUUUCAUGGAGUGUCAUUUUGUGUUUCAGUGUCUAGUAUUUGGGUUUCUGCCAUAAUGUGGAUCCGAGCGUGGACAGUUGAAUGACAUUAUCCAAAGUUCAUUUGUUCAAGUGAAUUUCCGUUCUUCAAA
Molecule: messenger RNA, 2104 nt
Organism: Theobroma umbraticum
Lineage: Eukaryota; Viridiplantae; Streptophyta; Magnoliopsida; Malvales; Malvaceae
Source: RefSeq, a predicted model, not a curated record